Messenger RNA from Penicillium pulvis, 1026 nucleotides. RefSeq lists its product as uncharacterized. The coding region runs from base 1 to 1026 and encodes 341 amino acids. The transcript has a single exon. Lineage: Eukaryota; Fungi; Ascomycota; Eurotiomycetes; Eurotiales; Aspergillaceae. The record is from RefSeq and is a predicted model, not a curated record.
AUGCGUGUCAACUCUUUGUCCGUUUUCGCCGCCUUGUCCCUCGGGGGCUUCCAGCUGGUGGCUGCGCAGCGAGCUAUCCAAGAUGACGAUGCGACGCACGUGGAACGACCGCGCUACUACUUCCCCCAGAAUAUCAAGCGUACUGUUCACAACAGCACCUACAAGAACAACGACCCACCGAACCCCCUCGGCACAUUAGUGGACGACAUCACCGGAGAGACCGCGACUACAUCCUCUGCGGCUGCUGCCACCACCGGAAAGGAGGUUGUUGUGGUGAUUUCCAUUGACGCCGAAGGACACCGCCACACUAUCACCACGGAGACUCGUUCAAACGCCGCCGCGACUACCAAGUCGACUGUGACCACCGCCGUGGACGACACAACCAAUUCUGACACCACUACCGCGAGCAGCACCGCAAGCAGUACCGCAAGCAGUGCCGCAAGCAGUGCCGCAAGCAGCACCGCGAGCAGCUCCACUGCCAGCUCCACUGACUCGGACAGCUCCGCCGCCUCUAGCAGCUCCACCGCCGCCAGUACCACAGCCACCCCGACAACUAGCGCCUCCUCAGGCAACCUGCUGAGCGAUGCUGCGGCUGCAGCGUCGGACCUCUUGAGCGGUGACUCCACUACUGCCGCAUCUAACGGAACUACUAGUGCUACCACCUCAGCCCAGGUCACGACUUCCGCCACCGCAUCGGUUACUGGAUCAGUUACUGGAUCAGUCACUGCCUCAGUUCCUGCAUCAAGCUCUGCAUCAAGCUCUGCAUCAGGCUCUGCCUCAAGCUCUGCUUCCUCGAGUGACGAUAUCCUGGCUUGGUUGUUGGGAAGCGACUCUGCUACUGCUACAGGAACCGCCACCACUAACAGCACCGGUCUGGCUACCAUCCCCGUCAGCGUUCCUGUGACCGCUAGCCCCACCGCAACCGGCGAUGCGCUCACCAGUCUCUUGGCCAGCGUCUCGGCCGCUCUCAAUGGCACCGAUUCCACCACUGGCAUCGGUGCCGUCCCUACCCCCUGGCCAGCGUGA